Molecule: messenger RNA, 982 nt
Organism: Caenorhabditis elegans
Lineage: Eukaryota; Metazoa; Nematoda; Chromadorea; Rhabditida; Rhabditidae
Gene: fbxa-89
Product: F-box domain-containing protein
Exons: 3
Coding region: 1-963 (320 amino acids)
Source: RefSeq, marked reviewed
AUGUGUACGAUUUUCCAAUGCAAACAAAACAUUUCACUUGCGUACGCAAAAUCACUAUCAAUCAGCAUGACUACAGUUUUCGAUGAGAUACCUGAGAGCAUUUUAAUCAAAAUUUUGGAAAAGCUGGAAUUAAUUGACAGGUUAGUCAUUCGAAAGACGUCGAAGAAAUUCCGGACAACAGUGGACAAUCUUAUAAACAUUAAAAUAAUACGCAUAACAGUGAAGAACAAUUUUUCGCGAAUUUCAUUGGAUAAUUACGAAUUUGAGUACGACAAUGUUGGUGAUCACUGCAUUGUUGCCUAUGGGAAUAUCUCAAGAAAUAUCAAUGGAGUAGAUCAUAAGAAUUUUGCUUUCGGUGAUUUGAAUAUGAUUUUGAAUAUGUCAAAGCUGGAAUUAAAGGAGCUUCAGAUAAUAAUAAUUUGUGGGCUUCUGGGAGAGCGUGAAAGCUUCAUGGAUAUUUUCGAAAAUCUUGAUUCUAUUCAUUCUCGAAAAUGCACUAUUGAAGGAUUUAAUUCUCUGGAAAUAUCACGAAUACUUUCAUUUUUCAAAGCUGGGGUGCUUGAAGAAAUCGAUUUAUGUUCGUUAAAUUCAAUAUGCAAAAAUAAGGAAAUUAUUGAACUUGAGCAAUGGAAAAAAGCAUUGAAGUUGGUAUCCAGAAGCCAUGUGAUUCAGGUCGAGAAUCUUUUAAGCUUCAAAGAGUUUGAGGUCUAUGAGACAGCCAUGACUAAGAGGAGAGCAGUUAAAAUUAGAGAUGUACUCACAACAUCAACAAGCUUAGAAACCGGAACUUUCGAGUUUGCAUCGUUUUUCAAUUUAAAUCAAAUUGCAACAGUUUUCAAUCCAACCUUCAAUAUGGACAAUUUUGUUAAUUCGACAUGCAUUGACUUCACAAACAAUGGUGGAUCAAACUUUUUAAUUCAUCUGGGCCCAAGGUGUUUGAAAAUCGAAAAAAACUUGAAAUAAAUGUAAUUUUUGUAAAAUU